Molecule: messenger RNA, 1383 nt
Organism: Haliotis rubra (blacklip abalone)
Lineage: Eukaryota; Metazoa; Mollusca; Gastropoda; Lepetellida; Haliotidae
Product: pheromone-regulated protein PRM7-like
Exons: 3
Coding region: 1-1383 (460 amino acids)
Source: RefSeq, a predicted model, not a curated record
AUGGCGGCAGUUGACCUAGAUGUUCAGACUGUCAUCCUGACUACAACAUCAGACCUAGUUGUUCAGACUGUCAUCCUGACUACAACAUCAGACCUAGAUGUUCAGACUGUCAUCCUGACUACAACAUCAGACCUAGAUGUUCAGACUGUCAUCCUGACUACAACAUCAGACCUAGAUGUCAAGACUGUCAUCCUGACUACAACAUCAGACCUAGAUGUUCAGACUGUCAUCCUGACUACAACAUCAGACCUAGAUGUUCAGACUGUCAUCCUGACUACAACAUCAGACCUAGUUGUUCAGACUGUCAUCCUGACUACAACAUCAGACCUAGAUGUUCAGACUGUCAUCCUGACUACAACAUCAGACCUAGUUGUUCAGACUGUCAUCCUGACUACAACAUCAGACCUAGAUGUUCAGACUGUCAUCCUGACUACAACAUCAGACCUAGAUGUUCAGACUGUCAUCCUGACUACAACAUCAGACCUAGAUGUUCAGACUGUCAUCCUGACUACAACAUCAGACCUAGAUGUUCAGACUGUCAUCCUGACUACAACAUCAGACCUAGAUGUUCAGACUGUCAUCCUGACUACAACAUCAGACCUAGAUGUUCAGACUGUCAUCCUGACUCAACAUCAGACUAACCUAGAUGUUCAGACUGUCAUCCUGACUACAACAUCAGACCUAGUUGUUCAGACUGUCAUCCUGACUACAACAUCAGACCUAGAUGUCAAGACUGUCAUCCUGACUACAACAUCAGACCUAGAUGUUCAGACUGUCAUCCUGACUACAACAUCAGACCUAGAUGUUCAGACUGUCAUCCUGACUACAACAUCAGACCUAGUUGUUCAGACUGUCAUCCUGACUACAACAUCAGACCUAGAUGUUCAGACUGUCAUCCUGACUACAACAUCAGACCUAGAUGUUCAGACUGUCAUCCUGACUACAACAUCAGACCUAGAUGUCAAGACUGUCAUCCUGACUACAACAUCAGACCUAGAUGUUCAGACUGUCAUCCUGACUACAACAUCAGACCUAGAUGUUCAGACUGUCAUCCUGACUACAACAUCAGACCUAGUUGUUCAGACUGUCAUCCUGACUACAACAUCAGACCUAGAUGUUCAGACUGUCAUCCUGACUACAACAUCAGACCUAGAUGUUCAGACUGUCAUCAUCCUGACUACAACAUCAGACCUAGAUGUUCAGACUGUCAUCCUGACUACAACAUCAGACCUAGAUGUUCAGACUGUCAUCCUGACUACAACAUCAGACCUAGAUGUCAAGACUGUCAUCCUGACUACAACAUCAGACCUAGAUGUUCAGACUGUCAUCCUGACUACAACAUCAGACCUAGAUGUCAAGACUGUCAUCCUGACUACAACAUAA